CUUAUAGGCUCCUUCAAUAAUCACAUCCACUGAGACCGUUAGACUGUUAACUUGCGAUAUCUCGCUAAUUUUGAGUUCUACUAAAAUUCUAAAUUUUGCAAAGAAGAUGUUACCGGGUCCUAUAUAUUUGUAUUUUACGACUGGUGUUAUAUUACUUGUCAGAAAUGUGCCAACAGUUAGUGGAAAGGCAGUACCGGAUCCAUCGAGCGGAAUGGUAAUAAAUCAACCACAAACAACAUUUGUAUUGGGAGAUGAUUUGGCAAAGAAACUACUUUCACUUUUAUAUAAUAAAAAAGGGAAAGACAGCAGCUCCGCGGUUUUCGUAAAUAUGCCUAUGAAUUCUUCCAAAAAGAAUAAUACAAAAAAUGGUUCGGAAGCAGAAAAAAAAGAGACAGAUAAUUCUGAAACUACAGAGAAGAAGACUUCUGGAGAGACGUCUCAUUCGGUAAUAGAUGGAAAUUCUUCGGAAAAUAAAAGUCAUUCGGUAAUAGAUGGAAAUUCUUCGGAAAAUAAAAGUGAGGCAAAAAGUGGUUCGGCAGCAGAAAAAAAAGAAACGGAUAAUUCUGAAACUACAGAGAAGAAGACUUCUGGGGAGACGUCUCAUUCGGUAAUAGAUGGAAAUUCUUCGGAAAAUAAAAGUCAUUCGGUAAUAGAUGGAAAUUCUUCGGAAAAUAAAAGUGAGGCAAAAAGUGGUUCGGCAGCAGAAAAAAAAGAAACGGAUAAUUCUGAAACUACAGAGAAGAAAACUUCUGGGGAGACGUCUGAUUCGGUAAUAGAUGAAAAUUCUUCGGAAAAUAAAAGUGAUACAAAUAAUGGUUCAGAGGUAGAAAAAAAAGAGACAGAUAAUUCUGAAAGUACAGAGAAAAAGGCUUCUGAAGAGACUUCUCAUUCAGUAACAGGUGGGAAUUCUUCGGAAAAUAAAAGUGAGACAAAAGAGCGUUCAGAAGCAGUAAAAACAGAGACAGAUAAUUCUGAAACUACAGAGAGGAAGACUACUGGGGAGACGUCUCAUUCGAUAACAGAUGAGGAUACUUCGGAAUAUUGUACGUCUUCUGAGGAGUCGUGUUACUCGGUAUCAGUUGAGUCAAAAAGUGGUUCGGCAUCAGAAAAGGAUAAAAGUACGAAGAAGUCGUCGAGUUAUGAAAGUUAUUGGGAAUAUUAUACUGCUAGUUCUAGUCAUCGUCGUACUCAUAUUGACUAUAGUGAUUGGGAUCUUUAUCCAGAUUAUGGAUGGUGGUUCUUAGGUUAAAUUAAAGUUGAGGUAUUAUCAUCAUAUUAGUAUGGCUUUGAUUUUUGUUUAAAGAUUAAUUAUUCGCGAAAGCUCUGAUAUAACACUUUGUCCAAAAAAAAUCAUAAUUUUAACUGAAAACAUAUUAGCAUUAUUUAAACAUACAUACAUAUGUAUCUACAAUAAAUAAAUAAAAUAUAUUAAGAAACUUUAAA
Zeugodacus cucurbitae (melon fly) is the source of this 1443-nucleotide messenger RNA. RefSeq names its product protein starmaker. The record is from RefSeq and is a predicted model, not a curated record. NCBI's taxonomy places the organism in Eukaryota, Metazoa, Arthropoda, Insecta, Diptera, Tephritidae. The transcript is spliced from 2 exons. Bases 107 to 1249 code for a protein of 380 amino acids.